AUGUCUGGCAGCGGCGGAAAAAAACGAGAAAGUGGCUAUGCCAGAAGAAAAAAAAAUGAAGAGAAGGAGAAGCGAGAGGCUAAGCUCCGGGAAAGCAUGCCUCGUCUGACCACCUACUUCACAACAAAAACUUUGCUAGCGAUGGCGACGGCGUCGGUCCCUCCGGGUGCCGUGGACUCGUCUCCGUCCUCCCCCUCCUCCCCCUCCUCCGAAUCGGACGCUGAGGCGAAUAUCCGACGCGGCCAAAGUAAGUAAUAUGGCCAUGUUCUAAUUAGCAUAUAGCCUAUAUUUGCGGCAUCAUAUAUUUAUAUAUUGAGAUUGACUAGCCUACUUAUUUAUCAGGAAAUGAGGGCCUCGCUCAUGACGGUGUGAUUGACUCAACCGAGGGACCACCCAGCACAUCUGCUUGUGUAGCAGCCGUCACAGAACCACCAGAGAGAGACAAUGGUAGUGACAUUGAUGUUGAGGAGCCAGCAGCAGGUACAGCAGACAAUGGGGCAAUCUACAGCAAAGACCCUGGGUGCUGGCCUGCUGUGGUUGAUGAGGAAGCCAGACAUUAUUGGAUUAAGACUGGGCCAGUGGCAUGCCAAAACAGAGACAGUGACUUUAAGAAAUCUGAAAGAGUGUACAAACACCAGAAACGGCGCUUUUCAAAGAGGUUCUUCAAUAGGAACCUGGUCAAUGGAGAGAUUGUUCCACGUGAGUGGCUGUUAUAUUCUCCUGUAAAGGGGGCAGCUUUUUGCUUUGCAUGUAAGCUAUUUGGCAAGGUCCCAACUGCGUUUUCUGGGAGUGAUGGCUUUAGCAAUUGGAAAAAUGCCAGUAGGACAAUUGAACAGCACGAACAGUCAUAACAUCACAGACAGUGCAUGGUAACAUGGUUGUCAAGAUCAUCUGAAACUGGUGGAAUUGAUUUGAGCUUAAAAGAACAGAUAGAUGCUGAGUGUCACUAUUGGGAGGAGGUCCUAAAAAGAGUUGUUGCCACUGUGAAAUUUCUGUCAGAACGAGGGCUAGCCUUCAGAGGUGACACAGAAACCUUUGGCUGUCCACAUAAUGGAAAUUACAUGGGUUGCCUUGAGCUCAUAGCUUGUUUUGAUCCCUUUUUGAGAGAACACAUUGCCCGCUUUGGAAACAGAGGGAGGGGGAAUCCUUCCUAUUUGUCUAGCACAAUAUGUGAUGAGUUUGUUCAGUUAAUGGGUGAAAAGGUUUUGUCAGAGAUUGUCAAUCUAGUAAAACUGGCUAAAUACUUUUCAAUCAGUGUAGACUCGUCACCAGAUGUGUCUCAUAUUGAUCAGCUGACAUUUAUUAUGCGCUACGUGUCUCCAGAGGGCCAAGUCGAAGAACGGUUCCUAGAAUUCCUUCCAAUAACAAGCCAUGUGGGUGAAUCACUUUUCAAUGCUGUGAUGGGAGUGUUGAAUGAAUUGGGCAUUGACAUCCAAAACUGUUGUGGUCAGUGUUACGACAAUGCAAGUAAUAUGUCUGGCAUAUACAAGGGUGUACAAGCUCGCAUACGCCAAAUAAAUCCCCUUGCAGAGUGGGUCCCCUGCGCAGCGCAUUCUCUAAAUUUGGUGGGAGUCAAUGCUGUUAACUGCUGCAUGGAAUCAAAUGAUUUCUUCAAUCUUGUUCAGAACCUGUUUAAUUUCUGUUCUGCAUCACCAUCAUGAUGGGAAAUCAUCAGCAGUAACCUUGGCCAAAAUGAGAAUAGAAGAAUUGAACACCUGAAAUCUCUGUCAGACACUAGAUGGUCAGCACAUGCAGCGGCAACAAGGGCUUUGACCCUCAAUUAUGCAAACAUCCACCAAUCAUUGGUGCAGUUGUCGGGAGAGGAAACGCAAAAUGUAUCUACCCAAAAUGAAGCAAAGGCUCUGGCAAACAACAUGAAAAAAUUAGAGAAUGCGAUUCUGUGUCAAUUCUGGGAUUGUGUGUUACAAAGGGUUGAUAAAGUAAGUGUCCACUUGCAAGCUGUCGAUCUAGAUCUCAUGAAUGCAGAUACCUUGAUUUCCUCAUUAAGUGACUUUAUUGGGACACUUAGAGAUGACUUUGCACGAUUUGAGACUGCAGCACGCGAUGCGUUUCCUGAUGUGUCUGAGACAUACAAGCAGGACACUCAGAGGAAACGCAUGCGUAAAAAACAUGCUGAUGAAUCAAACGAACCAGAUGUAUCUUUGACAGGCAGGAACAGAUUUAUUGUGGAUGUAUUUAAUGUCAUUAUUGACAGGUUAAUGGCAGAACUAAAAAGCAGAUCCGCGUCCUACAAAGCUGUGAGCAAGCUCUUUUCUUUCUUGAGUACCAUCAAAACAGAUUCUGAACAGAAACUAAGGUCAGCAGCUAUGCGAUUGCAAGAAAAAUAUGCUGGAGAUUUGAAUUUGGAUUUUCCUGAUGAGAUUGUGCAGUUUCAAAGCUUCUGCAGGAAUGAAGACACCAUGUCAUCAAAGCAGUUAAUGCAAUUUAUUCGUAGUAGAAGCUUGCAAAGUGUAUUCCCAAACGUAGACAUAGCACUGCGACUAUAUCUCACAUUGCCCAUCACCAUUGCUUCAGGAGAGCGGUCCUUUAGCAAGCUGGCAUUGGUUAAGAGUCGUUUGCGGUCAACGAUGGUACAAGACAGAUUGUGCAAUCUUACUCGCAUGUCCCUUUCGUCUGACAUUGUCAGAAAAAUGGACUUUACAGAUACAGUGAAGGAUUUCGCAGUACGCAAAGCCAGGAAGAAAGCAUUUUAGUUAUGAGGCCUUGCCCUACUGGGCUACUGUGGUUUUGUUAAAGUGAUAGCGGUGAGAUAGCAGUGAUUUUAUGUUUAAUGCCUUGCACUUUUAUUUAUAAUGCCGCACUGUUUUUGACUUUAUUAUUGUUUUUGUAUUGGUUUCUCUGGCAUAUCUGUAUUUUAUUUAUUGCACUGAUGGCAUUGUAUAACCAUAAUAGGCCUUCAUACCAUGCCUUGCACUUUUAUUUAUAAUGCCGCACUGUUUUUGACUUUAUUAUUGUUUUUGUAUUGGUUUCUCAGUAAAAAAGUGAACUGUACACCAGCCUCUGUGCUUUCCUUGAAGACUUUUUUCACUACCUCUUGUUAAAUUGAGUUCAGACACACAGUUGUAUUAACCCAGUGGUUUGGCUAGAGGUGGUGGCUAGUGGAACUGUUAAAUAACCACCCAUAACUGCAGUAAUUUCCACAAAAUGACCAAUAAAAACUGCCAAUUUUUGACGCGCGCGGGACAGAGGGGGGCCAUUAGGUUUGCUUAGCCUCAGGGGCCACAGAAGGUUUAAUCCGGGCCUGCACAUGUCCACUUCCACUACAAAGCUAUCCACAUGACCACCUUUGGGCAGUAGACAGCAACAAUAUGUGAACUGAUAGGAGCAAUGAUUUUGAGAGCAUGGUAUUCAGAAGUGAAAAGAUGUUGCUCAUUGGAGAGAGCUUACUGAAAUACCAGUUUUUGGAAAUCAGGACUCCUGUGCCACCUCUUCUAAUAGGGUGAGGAGUGUGUCAGAACACCAUGUCAACAGUGAGGGCUGCCAGGGUAGUAGUGUGUUGAGGGUGCUCCCAGAGUUCAGUUAGGACUAUGACCUGAAUGUCAUGUAGCUUUGUGAGAGCAAAAACAAGAAAAGCCUGACCGUUUCCAAGGUUCUCAAUCAAGUAUGCUGCAUCUGGUCAUCCACAACAAAAUCCAAAUGUUCAGGUCCAAGGGUAAGUAAAGAUUGCCCAGAUUCAGUUUCCUGUGGGUUAAUUUUCCUUUUUUCCCUGUGCAGGAUGUUGAGCAGGGCAUUGAACAACCACCUGCUCAGCCUGAAGCUGGGACUCGUGUCCUGCUCCGGAUCCAAGUAGAUCCACAGGACCAGGACUCGAGUGUUCAGGCGAGCAUAGCAUAUGAUCUGGAACAAACAAUAAACACAAAGUAA
Messenger RNA from Xyrichtys novacula (pearly razorfish), 3885 nucleotides. NCBI's taxonomy places the organism in Eukaryota, Metazoa, Chordata, Actinopteri, Labriformes, Labridae. The record is from the annotation of a GenBank genome assembly.